Molecule: messenger RNA, 842 nt
Organism: Cotesia glomerata
Lineage: Eukaryota; Metazoa; Arthropoda; Insecta; Hymenoptera; Braconidae
Product: transmembrane protein 208
Exons: 5
Coding region: 224-739 (171 amino acids)
Biological process (GO): vacuolar protein processing
Cellular component (GO): intracellular membrane-bounded organelle
Source: RefSeq, a predicted model, not a curated record
UGCAUAAGAAAGUAAUAUGAUGUGAAUAAUUUUGACGUGUCUCAAAAUAAAUUUAAAAAAAGCGUCGAAAUAGUGACAAUCAAUGACUGGCGGUAAAAGAAGAUAAUGAGUUGCAAUAAUCCGCCACGUGUAUAAAAUAUUAUUUAAAUUAUUAACUAAAUCAUUUUGUAAAUUUUUACGCUCCGUCAUUUUUGAAUUUAAAUUCAUCCUCGAUUAACCUAAAAUGGCUCCACCAGUUAAAAGUACAAAAACCGCAACAAAAGGAGCGAAGCAAAUAGCUGAAGAAAAUGUGUCGACUCUCAAUUUUUACAGAAAUAUGGCAUUUGGGGCCACGGUAUUUUAUUUGACAAUCAUGAUGGUCUUCUUUCAAUUUACAACAAUGUCUAUAACUUUAACAAUAUUUUCUGGACUGAUUUAUGUAGCAAGUUAUCAAUUCAUGUCUUUCAUGGCGAAGCCAAAGUACAGUCAAAAUCAAUUAACCGAUCCUGGAUCGGAUCUCAACCUUAAAGGAGGAGUAGCUGAACACGUAAUUGACUUAAUAAUCUUAACUGCCGGAUGUCAAAUACUGUCACUUAUUUCCGACUACUUUUGGUUACUCUGGCUAUUGGCGCCAAUACGAGCAUUUUAUCUAGCUUGGACGCUUAUCUUAGCGCCUUGGUUCUUCGCAGCACCUCAAGAGCAAGAAGUUGAUGAGAAAAAACAGAGGAAAAUGGAAAGAAAAAUGGCCAGGCGUCAUUAAGUUAAAUGGAUGAUUGUACUUUUUCCCAAAUUUUGUAUGGAAGAUAUAAUUCAUGUUGUAAUGAGUUAUGGUACUGAGAUUAAUAUAAUUGAAUUAGUGAAUU